Molecule: messenger RNA, 967 nt
Organism: Aspergillus nidulans FGSC A4
Lineage: Eukaryota; Fungi; Ascomycota; Eurotiomycetes; Eurotiales; Aspergillaceae
Product: class I SAM-dependent methyltransferase
Exons: 1
Coding region: 50-967 (305 amino acids)
Molecular function (GO): S-adenosylmethionine-dependent methyltransferase activity
Source: RefSeq, a predicted model, not a curated record
GUCCCUGCAAUCCGCUAUUAUUAUCUGAUUUUCCGCUCCCAUUGCAGAAAUGGCCGAUACCGAGAAGACGUUUCGUUCCUACACAUCAGACCAGGGCAGAAACUACGCCCAGAACCGGCUCGAUUACCAUCAGGACCUCUACAAUCAGAUCGUCGAGCACCACACAUCGACCGGCGGCAAACUUGACACCUUGAUCGACGUUGGCUGCGGUCCUGGAAAUGUCGCGUCAAAUCUCAGCAAGCAUUUCGUUCACACAAUAGGACUUGAUCCGUCAGAGGGGAUGAUUGCCACCGCGCGCGCGCUCAACUCCAGUCCCGCCGCUGACAGUGGCAAGCUCCGCUUUGAGGUCUCCACGGCCGAAGAUCUAGGCUCCAACCUCUCCCCGCCUAUCGCCGACUCUUCAGUUGAUAUGAUUGUCGCUGCGACAGCAGCGCACUGGUUCGACAUGCCUGCCUUCUGGCGCAGCGCGGCUCGUGUCUUGAAAUCAGGCGGGAGUGUUGCGAUUUGGGGAAGCGCAAAUAUGCGCACGUCCCCCGGUACUCCAAAUGCAGAGGCCAUCCAGGCGCGGAUCGACCAGUUCGAGGCCGAGAUCCGGCCGUAUUUUCUUCCUGGAAAUGAACUUACCAGAGGCCUGUACAAGGACUUGGAGCUGCCGUGGACGAUUGAGCCAGCCGUAGAUGGAUUCGAUGAGAAGGCGUUCUUUAGGAAAGACUGGGAUACCACUGAGAAGUUCCUGGCGCUGGGAGCGCCUGAAAUUGAUAUGGAUGUUUUUGAGCGGAUGUUAGGGACUAUGAGUCCUGUUACAAGGUGGAGGGAGGAUCAUCCGGAAGCAACAGGGGAGGCGGAUGUUGUGCGGGUAUUUAGGAGGGAUAUUGAGAGGUUAUUGAGGGAGGCAGGCGUGGGGGAGGGCAAGGAGAAGGUGAAAGGGUCUGCGCAGGGGUUCUUGCUUAUUGUGAAGAAGACAUAA